Molecule: messenger RNA, 1571 nt
Organism: Ailuropoda melanoleuca (giant panda)
Lineage: Eukaryota; Metazoa; Chordata; Mammalia; Carnivora; Ursidae
Gene: RCE1
Product: Ras converting CAAX endopeptidase 1
Exons: 9
Coding region: 46-1263 (405 amino acids)
Biological process (GO): CAAX-box protein processing
Cellular component (GO): endoplasmic reticulum membrane
Molecular function (GO): metalloendopeptidase activity
Source: RefSeq, a predicted model, not a curated record
GGCUGCGGGAUCGCGUCACUGGUGCGCGCCGCGGGUCCGGGCGCGAUGGCGGCGCUGGGCGGGGAUGGGCUGCGCCUGCUGUCGGUGUCGCGGCCGGAGCGGCAGCCCGAGUCGGCGGCUCUGGGCGGUCCAGGCCCUGGGCUGUGCUGCUGGGUGUCAGUGUUCUCCUGUCUCAGCCUUGCCUGCUCCUACGUCGGCAGCCUCUACGUCUGGAAGAGCGAGCUGCCCAGGGACCACCCUGCCGUCAUCAAGCGGCGCUUCACUAGCGUCUUGGUGGUGUCCAGUCUCUCGCCUCUCUGCGUGCUACUCUGGAGAGAGCUCACAGGCAUCCAGCCAGGCACAUCCCUGCUCACGCUGAUGGGCUUCAGGCUGGAGGGCAUUUUCCCAGCAGCACUGCUGCCCCUGCUGCUGACCAUGAUCCUUUUCCUGGGCCCACUGAUGCAACUUUCUAUGGAUUGCCCAUGUGAUCUUGCAGAUGGGUUGAAGGUUGUCUUAGCCCCUCGUUCCUGGGCCCGCUGCCUCACAGACAUGCGUUGGCUGCGGAACCAAGUGAUUGCGCCCCUGACAGAAGAACUGGUAUUCCGGGCCUGCAUGCUGCCCAUGUUAGCACCGUGCACGGGCCUGGGCCCUGCCGUGUUCACCUGCCCACUCUUCUUUGGAGUUGCCCAUUUUCACCACAUUUUUGAGCAGCUUCGUUUCCGCCAGAGCAGCGUGGGGAGCAUCUUCUUAUCUGCAGUGCUGGGGCAGGAAGAACAUGCAGGUGUGGUCACUCGAGGCCUCCCCGUCUCCAGCGUUCCAGUUCUCCUACACAGCUGUCUUCGGUGCCUACACUGCUUUCCUCUUCAUCCGCACAGGAGUGACAAGUUUCUUCCACUCUGGUCUCUGAGACAGGCAGAGCCGGGGCUUUCAUUCUGGACACCUGAUUGGGCCGGUUCUUUGCCACUCCUUCUGCAAUUACAUGGGCUUUCCUGCUGUGUGUGCAGCCCUGGAGCAUCCGCAGAGGCGGCCCCUGCUGGCAGGCUAUGCUCUGGGUGUGGGACUCUUCCUGCUUCUGCUCCAGCCCCUCACGGACCCCAAGCUCUACGGCAGCCUUCCCCUUUGUGCGCUUUUGGAGCGAGCAGGGGACUCAGAGGCUCCCCUGUGCUCCUGACCCAUGCUCCUAUGAACUCUCAUGGGCUCCCCAGCCCCUCCCCAUCAAGGGGUACUGCAGGGGAGGAGCUGGCUGGGGUCCCCGAGAUCUCAGGAAUUUUUGUAGGGGAUUGAAGCCAGAGCUAGUUGAAUCCCAGGGACCAAGAGAAAGGAGCAGAUAUCCAAAGGGUGCAGCCCCUCUCCAAAGGAGGUUGAGGAGCAGCUGGGAGUGAGGGGACGAGGGGCAGGUCCCAGGAGCCGUGCACUCCCUUCCUCACUUUGGACUGCUGCUUUUGAGCUCCUCUGCCCCCCUCUGCCUCUGAAAAGCUGCUCGGGGGUGGAAUUUACAAAAUCCCUCCCCCUCAACUUCCCAGGGUUUUCUCAUUGUCUUUUUGCAUCAGGACUUUGUAUUGAGAUAUUAAAGAGAUUUAACUUGGGUAACA